GAGUUGAUUUGCUUUCGUAGGACGUAGUAUUCGUGUAUUGCGUUUAUUACUUACGUGUAUUGUGGUAUUUCAUUAGUGGUAAUUUUUGUGCCUAUCCUUCAAUUAACUCUGUGAACGGAGCUGUGAUUUUAGUUUCAUUUUGAAUUUUUUACAUUAGUGAUAAGUGUAAAGUGAUUCGCAAAUAUAUUUAAUUGCACUUUAAACAUCGUUGUCGUCGAUGUGCUGAUUUUUAUUGUGAUAAAACUUGAUUGACAAUGGCAGAUAAUUCGAAAUUGACCGACGAAGAGAGGGCAGAAAUUAGGGAGCAAUUCGCCCAGUUGGACACAAGUGGAAAUGGAUUACUCGACUUAAAGGAACUGAAGGAAGCAUUGGACUCAGUUGGAUACAAAAUACCACAAUGGAAGGUGCGUUGUAUGAUAGAAGAAUACUACGACAACGGCUCGAAGCACGGCCGCGGCGUCAACGGGAACGUGAACGGAGACGCGAGGAAAAAUGGCAUGACACUCACGGAGUUUGAGGAGCUAUGCGCUAAUCUUAAGGCACAACAGGUUUCGAGCACAUUCAAGCAAGCAGUCAGUAAAAAGGAGAAUUUGGAGCAUUUGGGCGGCAUGAGCGAGGCGUCUAGUGAUGGCACAACCCACUCAGUGCGACUCGAGGAACAAAUGGCCUUCUCUGGCUGGAUUAAUAGUAAUCUCGAACACGAUCCGGACCUCAAGCAUCUGCUGCCGAUCGACCCUGAGGGCAAGCAACUAUACGAGAAGCUUAAGGAUGGAUUAAUUUUGUGCAAAGUAAUAAACCACUCGUGCCCGGACACGAUCGACGAGCGUGCUAUAAACAAGAAGAAUCUGACGCUAUACACCAAGCACGAGAACCUCACGCUGGCGCUAGUGUCCUCACAGGCUAUUGGAUGCAAUAUCGUUAAUAUCGAUGCCCACGAUCUAGCCAAAGGCAAACCCCACUUGGUGCUUGGUCUCUUGUGGCAGAUUAUCCGAAUCGGUCUGUUCAAUCAGAUCACGCUCGAACACUGUCCCGGGCUCACAGAACUGCUCAAUGAUCAGGAACGCAUCGAAGACCUGCUGGCCCUGUCUCCAGAAGCGAUCCUCCUGCGCUGGGUGAACCACCAGCUGCAGUGUGCCGGCAUCACUCGCCGCUGCACCAACUUCCAGCAGGACGUGGCCGACUCCGAGAUCUACUCGUACCUGCUGAAGCAGAUCGCGCCUGACGAUGCUGGAGUUACUUUAGAUGCUCUACGGGAAACUGACCUCCUCCGUCGUGCAGAAGUGAUGCUCCAACAAGCGGCCAAGCUCCGUUGCCGCGCGUUCGUAGCACCCGCGGACGUUGUGAACGGAGUGUACAAGCUUAACUUGGCGUUUGUGGCCAAUCUGUUCAAUCAGCACCCUGGCUUGCAGAGGAAUGACACAGAUUCCGAUGCGUAUCAUCAGCUGGAUGAGACUAGGGAAGAGAAAACAUACCGCAACUGGAUGAACUCCAUGGGCGUUGCGCCUCACGUGAACUGGCUGUACUCGGACCUCACUGACGGCCUUGUUAUCUUCCAACUAUACGAUAUUAUUAAACCCGGCAUUGUUAAUUGGAAGAAGGUGCACCGUCAGUUCUCGAAGCUGCGCAAGUUCAUGGAGCGGCUGGAGAACUGCAACUACGCGGUGGAGCUCGGGCGCGCGCUCGGCUUCUCGCUCGUCGGCAUCGCCGGCGCCGACAUCAACGAGGGGAACGCCACGCUCACGCUCGCUCUAAUCUGGCAACUAAUGCGAGCAUACACGCUCUCUGUGCUCACCCGACUCGCGAACACGGGCAACCCCAUCAUUGAGAAGGAGAUUGUACAAUGGGUUAAUAAUAAACUGCAAUCUGCUGGCAAAACGUCGAGUAUUAAGAGCUUCCAGGACGAGGUAUUAGCGGACGGCAAAGUGGUGAUCGACUUGAUCGACGCGAUAAAGCCCGGCUCCAUCAACUACGACCUGGUGUUGCCAGGAGGCAAUGAAGAGGAGAAGCUAGCGAACGCGAAAUACGCAAUAUCAAUGGCCCGUCGUUGUGGCGCACGUGUUUACGCACUACCCGAGGAUAUAACCGAACGCAAACCGAAGAUGAUCAUGACCGUGUUCGCCUGUCUCAUGGCGCUCGACUACAUACCCAGCGCGCAGCCCGCGCAGCCCGAACCAACAUUAGCUGUGCCUCUAUCAGAAGAAGUUGAAGGUCUGAACGACUCUGUGGAUAGUACGGUAGAAAUAAUAGACCAAGCUGAGGAAUUUAACGACUCUGGUCUCGGCCCACAAACACCGGAGAAACCAGAGCUGCCUCCGAAACCUGAUAACCUAAUACCUCGUUCACUUUCCGUGAAUUCAGAGAAAGAAGAAUAAUGGAGAUUCUUGUGUGAUAGAUUAUUGUAAUACAUAAGUCAUUUGGAUGUUAUCAAGGUGACUACAGUAUUUUGUAAGGGAAAUUUUACAGCAACAUAUUGUGUUAGUCAAUCAAAUUGUUAAAUUAAGUUUGAGUUAAUUUUAAGCGAAAAGUGUUAACACAGAGAUGUUAGAUUUUACGAAUUCUUUCUUUUUAUAUUCUGUGUAUGCAUCUAUUUACUAAUUUUAUUCAGUCAUAAUAUGACACCGUGUUUGAAGAUGUGGAUAUUUUUGUAAUAAUUUAUUGCAUUUUAUUGAUUUUAACCCUUGUUAAACCAAAUGUGGCCAUUUAUUUUAUAUAUUCAUCUUAAUGUUUUAAAAUUCAAUAAAAUACCAGAGUAUUUCUGAAGUAAAUUAUGCAGACUGUAUUGUUGUAAGUGUUUUUAUAUUUUAAUAAAAUAUUUUUUACGACUAA
Messenger RNA from Colias croceus (clouded yellow), 2826 nucleotides. It is a transcript of the gene Fim, whose product is annotated as plastin-2. The transcript has 15 exons. The coding region runs from base 255 to 2372 and encodes 705 amino acids. Gene Ontology annotation, cellular component: actin filament; cytoplasm; actin filament bundle. Gene Ontology annotation, molecular function: calcium ion binding; actin filament binding. The record is from RefSeq and is a predicted model, not a curated record. Lineage: Eukaryota; Metazoa; Arthropoda; Insecta; Lepidoptera; Pieridae. Gene Ontology annotation, biological process: actin filament network formation; actin filament bundle assembly.